Messenger RNA from Vanessa tameamea, 2891 nucleotides. RefSeq names its product membrane alanyl aminopeptidase-like. The coding region runs from base 33 to 2876 and encodes 947 amino acids. The transcript is spliced from 15 exons. Lineage: Eukaryota; Metazoa; Arthropoda; Insecta; Lepidoptera; Nymphalidae. Gene Ontology annotation, biological process: peptide catabolic process; proteolysis. Gene Ontology annotation, cellular component: cytoplasm. Gene Ontology annotation, molecular function: peptide binding; zinc ion binding; metalloaminopeptidase activity. The record is from RefSeq and is a predicted model, not a curated record.
AAAACUUACACAUUUUAAUUUAAUAUUUCAGUAUGAUGACGUUUUUCCGUAAGCUGGCGUUACUGCCAGUUUUACUGACAUUGGUUAAAUCAGACUUCCCACUUGAUAUAGAGGAACCAAUAUUAAGAAAUAACGCUGGAGAUGAAAUCUAUAGACUUCCGGAAGAUCUUGAUCCUAUUCAUAUUAAAGUUGAAAUGACUCCGUACUUUGAAGCUGAAGACAACAAGGAAGCCUUUACGUUUGAUGGUCUUGUUGAAUUAACUGUUCAAGCAGUUAAAGAUAACGUUUCAUCACUGGUCAUUCAUGAGAAUGUCAGAGAAAUACUGGCAUUGACAGUAACAAAUACAGCUGGUGUUCCAUUAGCUUUGGAUCUAUUGAGGCCGUUUGAAAGAAUUCGUGAACAUCAUUUCUUAAAAAUAAACUUGGGAGAGGGAAUAACAUUGGUCAACUCAGAAAUUUACAAAUUGAGUAUUCAAUAUAUUGGUAAUAUUAAUGAGACUCCCCUGAGUAGAGGUGUCUUCAGAGGUAGUUAUAAAGGCAGUGAUGGUAAAAUUCAUUGGUAUGCUGCGUCACACUUACAACCGACUAAUUCGAGACAAUUCUUUCCCUGUUUCGACGAGCCCGGUUUUAAAUCAACUUUCGAUAUUAUAGUAAAUCGCCCAGAAAAUUUUACACAGACUUACUCAAACAUGGCGAUUAAAGAAGAGAUAAGCAUAGGAAAUCGUCGUAAAGAAAUAUUCUAUACAACACCGAGAAUGUCAGCGUACUUAGUAACGGUUCACAUCAGCGAAGAAUUUACCGUAAUCGCAGAUAAUAAUAAUGCUGCAGCUUCUUACCGUAUUCUUGCAAGACCCAAUGCUCAAGGUCAAGGUGAAUACGCACUGCAAGUAGGACCACCGAUAACUAGAUGGCUCGAGGAAUAUUUCGAUAUUCCAUAUUAUACGAUGGCUGAAAAUAUGAAAAAUGAUCAGAUAGCAUCUCCAGAUUGGGCAUCUGGUGCUACUGAAAAUUGGGGAUUAGUUUCAUACAGGGAACUACGUCUGCUUUACGAAGAAGGCGAGACUAACGCUUUAGACAAGAUGACCAUUGGAACUAUAACCGCUCACGAGCUUGCUCAUAAGUGGUUUGGGAAUCUUAUCACUUGCAGAUGGUGGGACAAUGUGUGGAUCAAUGAAGGCUUUGCUAGUUACUUUGAAUAUUUUGCUAUGGAUGGUGUGGAUCCUGCAAUGGAACUCGAAGAUCAAUUCAACAUUAGAUACUUGCAAAGUGCUUUAUCAUCUGACGCGUCAGCCUCAACAAGAGCUCUAAAGCAUACAGUGAAUUCACCAGCUCAAGUCACGGGACAUUUUAGUGGCAUCAGUUAUACAAAAGGAGCUUCAUUCUUACUAAUGUUAAAACAUUUCCUUGGCGAGUCGACGUUCAAGAAAGCCUUGAACUAUUUCCUUGUUGAGAGGGCAUAUCAGCACGCUUUUCCUUCAGAUCUAUUCAGUAGCUUCGAAAAGGCUGUCGAAGUGGACAAUGUUCUCAGUGAAAAUUUGAACAUUUCUCAGAUAAUGCGGUAUUGGGUAGAAGAACCUGGAUACCCCGUGCUCAAUGUUAAUGUUGACAUGGCAAAUGGGAAUAUAACGCUGACACAGGAGCGUUUCUUUAUCAGUCCUUCGGCGACACAGACUCAGCAAGUGUGGCCAUUACCUCUUACGUUCACUACGGGCAAUAACCCUGAUUGGAAUAAUCUCACACCAUCACAUGUUAUGCUCGGUAGAACAAUGGAAAUCCAAAAAGAUCCAGGACACGAAUGGGUCAUAUUUAAUGUGCAGCAAAAAGGUAUUUAUCGAGUCAAUUACGAUACACACACCUGGGAAAUGAUUGCUGAUGCUCUUAAAAAUAAAGACUCAAAUAUUCAUCACUUGAAUAAAGCACAAAUUGUCGACGAUGUAUUUGCCCUUAUGAGGUCUGAACGUAUGUCAUACGAUUUAGGCUUCAAGGUUUUGGAUUUCCUUAAAGAGGAAACGAAUUAUUACUCCUGGUUCCCAGCGAUUUCUGGCUUCAGCUGGCUAAGGAACAGGUUCUUACACUUGCCUGACACCUUAAGGCAGUUUGACGAAAUUCUUUACGACUUCUUGGACGCCGUUAUCAAAGACUUGGGCUACGAUGUCGAAGUUGGGGAACCUCUAACUAGGACAUUGAACCGUUUCACUGUACUUUCAUUUGCUUGUGAUAUCGGUCAUGAAGGAUGCGUCAACAACGCUAUCACGAAGUUCAACGCAUUAGUCGCAGACGGAAUCAGUGUUAAUCCUAAUCUGAGGAGGCACGUCUUCUGUCAGGGUCUAUUAAAUGGUGGACUCGAGGCUUGGCGUUUCCUUUACCAGCGUAGACUUAACUCAAACAAUCAAGCCGAUGAAGCAGCAAUGCUUCGUUCCCUCGGUUGUACCACCAACGAACAAGCUAUUCAAGAGUAUUUACAAAUGAUCCUCAGUGAUGACCUCAAAGCUCAAGACAGUGUUAAUGCCUUCACAUUCCUCUUAAUGGGUAACAGAGGAAAUGCUAAAAUAGUAUUACAAUUCGUUAAAGACAAUGUAGAAAGUAUCGUGAAGAAAGUCGUCCUACCAACAUGGUUUGCUAAUGUUUUAAGUAAUCUAGCGGCCUAUAUGGAUGAAGACGGUCUUAACGAUAUGGAGCAGUGGCUUCGUGCCAAUCAGGCAUCAGUACCUAGUGCUCAAACUGGGCUGAGCGCUAUUGUAUCCGCACGUGCCAAUAUGAGAUGGGGAUCAGAUCGAGCUCAAACUGUUUUAAGAGCAGCAAGAGGUUCCGCGACAGUAGCAGUACCAGCAACCGUCUUAUUGUUAACUACGUCUAUUGCUCUUAUGUUAAGAUGAAAUUGUUUCUAAACU